This is a messenger RNA of Pelobates fuscus (common spadefoot toad), 845 nucleotides long. RefSeq lists its product as uncharacterized. The record is from RefSeq and is a predicted model, not a curated record. The coding region runs from base 15 to 806 and encodes 263 amino acids. NCBI's taxonomy places the organism in Eukaryota, Metazoa, Chordata, Amphibia, Anura, Pelobatidae. The transcript is spliced from 4 exons.
CUGGUUCUCAGACUAUGUUGAGUCCGUCUCGGAUCCUGCUUGCCAUGAUACUGACAACGCUUCAGGGAGGGUACUGGGUUUCUCCAGGACAGGCCAUUGUGCCCCUAGUAUGGAGGGUUCAGGAAGAAGAUGAGCCCCAGGGGAAACUUCUCUGUAUGGUCCAAGGCAUGUUUGAUACAAAUGUCACAAUCUGGUUCUCAAAUGGCAAUGGCACAAACAUUGGCACAUUUCAACUAUCUAAUCCGAACAUCUCCUCAUCUCUAUCUGUAACCAAAUCUAGUAACCAUCACCACCCUCUUUCCCCCCUAACAUCUGUUAGUUUUCGCACUUUCCUCAGUCCUCCUUCACGAAGAGAGGAUGUUAUUAUUCUUGCCCGCUCUUCCACCCACAGCAUUGGCAAUCAUCACUCCACUCAUUAUUCUAGUGGAGCUGUAAACAGUCAAUUGGUCUUCAGACCAACUAAAAGGGAUUCCCAUAAUUUGUUGCCAUCACACUUUUCCAACGAGGAUAUUGGUGUGUUUGUCCUGCUGUCUCUUCCCAUUGAUGAACUGAGAUUGUGGAGCUCUGUUGCUUGCUUUGUAACUGAAUCCGGAAAAGCCAAGGUCUGGAGUAGUAAGAACCUGUCUCUACCAGGUGAAGAUGUGGAUACCAUGUGUGUUGAAGAGGAGUUACCUCUGGAUUCAGCUCUCCACCUGAGAUGGGAUUUCCUGCAGCUUCUGACACUGAGGAUCUUGGCGCUGAAAGCACUGAGCUUUAAUCUGCUGCUAACAUGUGCAUCUGUCCUGCAAACCAGGAGCGAUCUGUGACUCCCUCACACUCGUCUUUCAAACCAGGAGCGAUCUGUG